Molecule: messenger RNA, 954 nt
Organism: Colletotrichum tamarilloi
Lineage: Eukaryota; Fungi; Ascomycota; Sordariomycetes; Glomerellales; Glomerellaceae
Product: BAG domain-containing protein
Exons: 1
Coding region: 1-954 (317 amino acids)
Biological process (GO): protein stabilization
Cellular component (GO): cytoplasm; membrane; nucleus
Molecular function (GO): protein-folding chaperone binding; adenyl-nucleotide exchange factor activity
Source: RefSeq, a predicted model, not a curated record
AUGUCUCGAUACGGCUGGUCGACAAAUCGGGAACAAAUAUCCCCUUACGGCUCCACCCUCAGCGGUGUUCCCGACGUUACGGACGAAGACUUUAGCUACAUCACUACAGAGGACCUGCAGUCAACCUCUCUUGGUAGCUCUGUCCCGACGAGAUCUUACGCCCACAACCCCCGAUCCCGUGGCAGCGUCCCCGACGACGACAUUCUCCUCAUCAAGAACAAGGGCAUCACCUACCCCGCCCACUUCCCCGCGUAUGCCAUUGGCGACGGCAAGCUGCGCGUCCGCGAUGUUCGGGACCGAGUAAGCGUCCUGCUGGAGCUGUCCGAGAGACGUGGACGCCGCGUGAAGCUUCUCUACAAGGGCCGCCAGCUCAAGGAGCCCGCUGCGCCCGUCCGGGAUUACGGUGUCAAGAACAACAGCGAAGUCAUGGUGGUGCUACCCGAGGGCGAGGUGGACGCUGAGAGCAGCGACGACUCGGACGAGGAAAUGGUAGUUGUAGGUGGCGAUGGCGGCAGCGCUGUGGGCAGCAACGGCGGCACCGAUGACGGCAAGAAGCGCCGUGGCAAGAAGAAGGGUCGCAAGUCCAAGAAGCGAAGCAGCAACACCAGCCCGCGUGAUAGCGCAUCAAAUCUCGGCGUCCCGGGUCAGGAGAGACAAAGCUCGCCCUCCCCCAGCAAGGCCAACGGCCCUCACGCCAAGCUCGAUGCCAUUGCAGCAAAAUUCGAGGCGGAUCUUCGCCAGCCUUGUGAGGACUACAUCGCCUCGCCCCCGACAGACCCCAAGAAGAGAGAGGAGGAGCACCGCAAGCUUUCUGAGACGACGAUGCAACAUGUGCUUCUGAAGCUUGACGAGGUCGAGACGGAAGGCGACCAGGACGCCAGAAUGAAGAGAAAAGCCUUGGUCCAAACCGUUCAGGAUGUCCUGAAGCGCCUUGACGCGAGGCUCAAGGCAUAA